CAAAAAAAAUAAAAAAUAAACUGUUUUAACUUAACUUGCCAUACAAAGAACAAAAUGAAAUUGAAAAUCGUACUUCAAGAACAACUCGACCAUGUAGCAAAAUCUCGUUCUCCAACCUCAUGUGAACUUUAUCGCCCUUUGAGACUUUAAUGAACACGUGCUACCCUACUUUUUAACGGCAGAAAUGCUUAAAUUUUCUUGCGUUUCUCUCUCACACACUAAAGUGGUGGCUGCGUGUCUCCGAUGAACUCCAUAUUAAGAAAAUCAGUAAUUGCUUUCCCUCCUCAAGAUUCACACGAAAUCGAUAUUAAUUCUGUAUUUGCUAUAUACGCACCCACAUCUAAAUCAAAAGAACCCUAAGCCAAGAUUUUCUUUCCGAAUUCAUAAAUUCAAAAGUAUCCCACCAAAUCCCUUAAAGUACUCACACAAAUCUGUACUAUAUAUUAGUUUGUACGAGGAUUUUAGUUGUAGUAGCAAAAGGGGUGGUUUUGAUUGUUUUGAAUCGGUUCAAUUUGAUCGGAUUGGAGAUGGGGGCGAUGACGUCGUCUGUGGCGGCGAAGUUCGCUUUUUUUCCACCGGAUCCGCCGUCUUACAGAUUGGUGGUGGACGAAUCGAGCGAUAGUGGGAAAUUGAAGAUGACGGAUGUGUCGGAGAGAGCCAACGUUGACGUUCUGAAGCUGAAAACGAAAAGGGGGACGGAAAUUGUGGCGGCGUAUGUCAAGAAUCCGGUGGCGUCACUCACUGUGCUUUACUCUCACGGCAACGCCGCUGAUCUUGGUCAGAUGUAUGACUUGUUCUGCGAACUCAGUGUUCAUCUUCGAGUUAAUUUAAUGGGGUAUGACUACACUGGAUACGGGCAAUCUUCCGGGAAGCCUACUGAACAAAACACAUAUGCCGACAUUGAAGCUGCAUAUCGAUGCCUUGAAGAAACGUAUGGUGUAAAAGAAGAAGAUGUCAUCUUAUACGGUCAAUCCGUAGGAAGUGGACCUACCCUAGAUUUAGCUGCCCGUUUAUCAAGAUUACGGGCAGUUGUUCUUCACAGCCCAAUCAUGUCAGGAAUCAGAGUCAUGUAUCCUGUUAAACGAACAUAUUGGUUUGAUAUAUACAAGAAUAUCGACAAAAUCCCAUUAGUCAAGUGUCCUGUUCUGGUUAUUCAUGGUACGAAAGAUGAUGUUGUGGAUUUUUCACACGGGAAGCAGCUUUGGGAGCAUUGUGUGGUAAAAUACGAACCUUUAUGGAUCAAAGGCGGGAAUCACUGUGAUUUGGAACUCUUCCCGGAAGAGAAAUCAAGACCCAGCACAAGUACAGAAAAGUCAAGACCGAGUGUUGACCAACCUGAGAAAGGAAGAAACAGCAUUGAUCGGUCUGAUUUGGAGGUAUGAUGAAGGCGGCAGUGUUGUGCAAUAUUGAUUGUUUCAAGCCCACGGGUGCAAUGGAGGUGGAAGGAUCGUGAUUUUGUGAAGAUUUAUGUUUAUUAAGUCGGGUAUUUUGUUGGUUUACUUGUGUUGAUUUGAUUGUGAGUUGUGAAGUGUUGUUAGAUAAUGAAAAGGAAUUGAUUUUAAUUAGGUAGAUGUAUGUAUGUAUCGUAUAGAUUCUGUCAAAACUAAUAAUGUUUAUCUUGGAUUGGAAGACAUUGGAGGGAUAUGUCUUUUGUACAAACAAGAGGUGCAAUUUUUAUCUCAUUGACAUUAUAUGUCAAACAUAAUACACCUUGUUCUGUUUUGUCCGGUAGUCUUGUUUGUACAAAAAAAAACAUGGUUCUUUGGGGAACAAUUUAUUCUCAAUGACUCCUUUUGGGGAUCAUGUGUUGAUGCUUGAUUGUAAUGAAUGGAUGUGGUUCGACUUUUUUUUGUGUAGACUUCGAUGUGAAUCAAGCAUGCUUGGUGUUACAUUAAUAAUGGCAUUUCUUGUUUCA
Molecule: messenger RNA, 1915 nt
Organism: Lactuca saligna
Lineage: Eukaryota; Viridiplantae; Streptophyta; Magnoliopsida; Asterales; Asteraceae
Source: the annotation of a GenBank genome assembly